Messenger RNA from Strongylocentrotus purpuratus (purple sea urchin), 3465 nucleotides. Its product is annotated as sodium-coupled monocarboxylate transporter 1. NCBI's taxonomy places the organism in Eukaryota, Metazoa, Echinodermata, Echinoidea, Camarodonta, Strongylocentrotidae. Gene Ontology annotation, biological process: transmembrane transport; sodium ion transport. Gene Ontology annotation, molecular function: symporter activity. The transcript has 17 exons. Bases 388 to 2382 code for a protein of 664 amino acids. The record is from RefSeq and is a predicted model, not a curated record. Gene Ontology annotation, cellular component: membrane.
UUCUCUGUGAACUUCAUCCUUCCAUGUCUCUGUCCACAAUUGAGGUAGAGAUAUGUAUUUUCGUCAAAGGGAACAUGAGUAAUCAAGCGUGUAUUCCAUUCAUAUCUGUAUCUUCCUAAACAGAAUAUGGACUCGUCUGCCCAAUAAACACAUACGUUAUUAACAAGAGAGGCCUCAGGGAGGGUGACAUCACAGAAGCUCUAAAAGGUUUAGCUCUUGCUUCAGUGUUUACCUAAGUACUAACAAGCAAAUAGAAACUGUAGCCCUACGAAGGAACGCUACUAAACAUUCCUGCAACAAUAACAACUUGCUUCUAGAUCUCGAAGAGAAGUUGGUGAUAGUUUCAGAGACUUUUUAGUCCUACGUCUGGGAAAAGACCGACUCGAAAUGGAAAAUGAGGUGACUCGAUUCGGAGUAUGGGACUAUUUGGUCCUAGGUGGGAUGCUUCUCGUUUCAGCCGUGAUUGGGAUCUACUAUGCCUGCUCGGGCGGGAAGCAGCAGACUGCGACUGAGUACCUCCUCGCCGAUCGGAAAGCUAGUCCCCUACCCGUCGCCUUCUCUCUGGUCGCGAGUUUCGUCUCUGCCAUCACGGUUCUCGGUGUCCCUGCUGAGGUGUAUGCCUAUGGCAGCAGGUAUUGGCUGUUCGGCUUCGCUUUCAUCGUGGCCGGGUGCAUCACCAGCCUCACCAUGCCCGUGUUCGUGAGACUACGACUAACAAGUGCAAAUGAGUAUCUUGAACUUCGAUUUAAUAGCGCGAUCCGACUGGUCGGGACAACGAUAACCUUCUUUUCCAUGAUUUUCUACAUUGCUGUGGUGAUCUACGCCCCUGCUCUGGCACUUAACCAAGUAUCUGGUGUUAGUCUAUGGGGAUGUGCCAUUGCCACCGGAGUAGUUUGUACGUUUUACACUACAAUAGGUGGAAUGAAUGCUGUGCUGUGGACUGAUGUAUUCCAGUCGUUGGUAAUGAUGUGUGGUCUCCUGGCCGUGAUCAUUCAGGGAUCAAACGAGAGCGGCGGUAUGGACAAUGUCUGGAGCAUCUGCCAGAAAGGAGGAAGGAUUAAUUUCUGGGAAUUUGAUCCCGACCCUACUAUCCGCCAUAGUUUCUGGAGCAUUGUCAUCGGAGGUGGAUUCACCUGGGGCGCCAUCUACGGCAUAUCACAAGCGCAGGUCAUGAGAUAUCUCGCGUGUGGAAAAGUCAAAACUGCCAGAUUAGCACUUGGAAUGGCGAUUGUUGGUAUGAUCAUCGUGCUAUCUUCUGCCGUGCUUGCUGGGAUGGUGAUCUAUGCACGAUACGCUACAUGUGACCCUUUCCGUACGGGUAGAGUUACUAGUGGCGACCAGCUGAUGCCCUUUAUAGUUUUGGAUCUUUUCGGUGACACACCAGGCCUCUCUGGACUAUUCACUGCGUCAAUAUUCAGCGCAGCCAUGAGUACGGCGUCUUCAGGUCUCAAUGCUCUCACAGCUGUUACGACCGAGGACCUCGUGACCAAAAUGUUUCCACGAGUGGGCAAGAGUGAAAAACUAUACGCGAUAGUCAGCAAAAUCGUAUUGCUUUCAUAUGGAGCCAUUUGUAUUCUGCUGACCUAUGUAGCAUCUUAUCUGGGAAGUGUUCUGCAGUUGACGCUAAGUCUUGGUGGAAUGCUUGGUGGGCCUGGUCUCGGGUUGUUCAGCCUCGGAAUGUUCUUCCCAUGGGCAAACAGCAAGGGCGCUCUUGUAGGAGUGCUUGUCUCUCUCGCCUGGAGUCUGUGGGUUGGUGUUGGAACAUAUGUCGAUGGCAUCCUCUAUCCCCGAAACCCUGGCUUUCUCCCGCUCGAUAUCUCCGGGUGCCCAGCUCCUCCAACGAUAAACACCACCAUGACGACCUUGAUGAUGGAGACGACAUCUAUGCAAAUGACCUCUGAGAUGAUGCUGUCAGUCGCGCCGCUAAUGUCUCCUCCGGAACCCCUUGGAAUCUACAGGUUAUCUUACAUCUGGCUCGGUUUCUACAGUUGGAUGAUUACUCUGGUUCUGGGAUUACUUGUCAGCUUCAUAACAGGAGCGACGGAUCCUCGAACGCUGAAUCCUGCUCUGAUUAAUCCUAUCGCUGAUUGGUUCUUCUGUUGCUUGCCUGCCUCGUGGAAGACUACACUCAGAUGUAGGGUAGGGGAGCAUUACACACCGGACGAAACGGACCUUGUGAAGGGUGAAGCAUGCGAGGUCAAAGGUCACGAAAAUGGGAUUGAGUCUGGUUUUGCUGUGGAAGAAGACGAAACAAACACCAACUCAGAACAUCAACCGCAUAAGUCUGUUGACAAUCUGCCACCAAGUUAUGAGGAUGUUGCCACCAGUCCAACAAAUGACAAGGGAACACACGCCAUGGAUGAUGAGGAUACAAGACUUUAGAAUCAGUGGAUGAUGUGAAUACAAAACUUUAGAGCUGUAGACUACAACAAUGUCUCUGAGUAUCGCUAUAUGUGUCGUGUAUAUCUUGUUGUCAAAUACGUAUCGCUUAUUAUUGUUCUGAUAUUUUAUUGAAGCUACAUAGUGUGUAGUAGUUAUUAAAGGGGAGUCCAUCUUGAUUUAAGUUGGUUCCGAUAGAAGCAGAACAUGAGAGGAAGAGGUCAGUGAUUGUUUGAGCAAUAUCCUAUUUAAAAUAAGGCAGUUGUAAUUUUUUUUAAACAUUUCAUCAGUGAAACACAAAUUGGCAACACCGUGACAUGUCUUGCGAGGUCCUCUCCAAUUUCCACUGUACAGAGAAUAUCAGAAACGUUCAUUUUCUUACUUAAUGGUGACGGGAUAGAAUUGUUUAAAACAGAUAGAGGAUGUAUAAAAACGUAUGUAAUUAUAAAAAUAUUUUGGGUGAAUGUAUGAUUGAACAUUUUCUCAAUGAACAGAGCCAAACGGGAGGGGAUCUCGCAAGAUAGGUCACAGAGUUACAAUUUUUUAAUAUAUUAAUUACACUUUCGAAAAUGUAUAACUUUCUUAUUUUAAUCGGAUUUUGCUCAAUGUUUCACUGAUCUGUUUCUUUUAUUUAUCCGCUUCAAUUUAAACCAACUUAAUAUCAGCCUAAGGGUUGGACUCACCCGAUAAUGUGUUUGAUGCUGAAACUAAGACAGUCUAUUGCCAAAUAUAUAAUCGCUUCACGAUACUUUGCAAAGAUCACUCAGACGGGUAUAACAAUCCGUUCAAAAUGUUGAUUGCGCGGUAAAUAACAAUUAAAAAAUGUAAUCGCUUGGUGUGUCAUUUUAUGUUAGACUUUAGAGAAAUUAGAUGAAACACAGUCGCAAAUAUUUUCGGAAAAUCAAAUGAAGGGCAAUUUGAAGACCCUGUAGUAUAUUACUUAGAAAUCAAAUUCGGGUUCGCUGUCUUCCUCGCACAAUAUGAUACGUGAUGCACAAUGUUAUUUGUUUUUUUGUUUCAAAAGAGAACAUAAUCAUAUACAUAAAGUAACAAUUAUUUUUUAAUUUUAUAUAAUUAUAAAUUUGU